Episyrphus balteatus (marmalade hoverfly) is the source of this 2089-nucleotide messenger RNA. RefSeq lists its product as uncharacterized. Gene Ontology annotation, biological process: regulation of synaptic transmission, cholinergic; positive regulation of voltage-gated potassium channel activity; sleep. The record is from RefSeq and is a predicted model, not a curated record. Lineage: Eukaryota; Metazoa; Arthropoda; Insecta; Diptera; Syrphidae. The transcript is spliced from 8 exons. The coding region runs from base 182 to 1981 and encodes 599 amino acids.
AACAAAAAAUAAAAUACAUAUUUAUGUACAUAGGAGACUCCAUUGAUGUCUAGAGUUAUUGGAUGUACGAUUAAAGGCAUAAUUUUCUUCACUCAAGGAUUUGUGCGAAAAAAGCCAAAAAAAAGAAGAGAUUUUCAGUUGAUUAAAAAAAUUUUAUUGUGUUCCGAGAAAAAGAAGAACGAUGUCUUCGAAUUUCACAAAGAAUUUAUCUUUUUAUUUGGAGCGAAUCAACUGUUCAGAAGAAAGAUGUACAACAAAGAACAAUUACCAGCUAAGAAGCAAUCAACCAUCAACAUCGCAUUGGCCUCAUAAUAACACCACAAACAAACUGAAGCAACACCGCACAAACAUGUUAAUCCACAAACUGCCCAUAAUCUUGUUAAUCCAUCAGCAAUUAUUCUUCUGUUCCAUUGGCUGGGCAUUAAGACCAACAGCCGCUACAAAACCAUCAUCAACACCUCCCUUGUCGCCAUUAGUUUCAUCCUCGGAGGCCACACUUCUGACAUCGAGUCUAUUACCAGCACCUUAUCAACAAUACAAAAAACGAAAAGCAAGUGAUUCCGAUGCAACCUCACAAUCGGAUGUAGAUUCAGCCCCUGGAGACACGGUCGCCACCUCCGCUGCCGCAGCCGCUGCAGCCGUUAAUAAGUCUUCAUCUUACUUCAAAAAUCCAAAGAACAAAAUUGUAUCCGUUACUACAAAUUGUACUCGAGAUGUAUUCGAGAUGCGUAUCGAAUUGAACAAGAAGUUUCGUGGUCUUUUGUACGCUAAAGAUUUUCCCCUAGAAUGCCGGGCAAGGGGGGCACAGCACUCGAACGUGACUCUCAAGUUGCCCACAUCGGGCUGUGGAGUGCGGUCGGAGUCAAAAGCGGACGGUAGCUUAGAAAUGUCUGUGAAGGUUAUGCUGCAAAUAGAUGAUAAGUUACGACAGAGUUUGGAUAUUCUUAAAAGAGUCAGGUGUGUCUUGCCAAAGAAUGCUUUAGGGAUGAAUGUUGUCAACGGAACAAUAAAAGGAAUAAGAAAUAGCCGAAUGAAAACGAUGGAUGAGACACCCCCAUCGACACCUCGUGUUCGUAUUUGGUUGGAACUAGGGGGACCUGACGGUUCUGGGGCAGUAGAAGUGGGUCAAGCAACAACACUAACAGUUCGUGCUAUUGUUCCAGGGACUAUGGGUGUACGAGUGGUGGAUUGUGCUGCACUCGACGGACUUGGUGAUUCAACGCAGCAGUUGUUGGAUGAUCGAGGGUGUCCAGUUGAUGAGCAAGUAAUGCCAGCUUUAAAUAUACGUUUUAGGCCGGCCGAAGAAGGAUGGUCUAAGCCACAUGAAGAUGAUUUUGUUGAAAAAUUAUUCACUGCCACUUUUCCUGCCUUCAAGUUUCCAGAUCGCGAACGAUUGCAUGUUAGCUGUGGAGUUCAAUUGUGCAAAGGAAAGUGUCCAAAUGUUGAUUGUCGAAAAGGUGGCAAAUUAAUACUUGCAUCGGAUAAAAAUUUAGCUCGAAUAGAAGUCUUUAAUUCAUUGGCAGUUACAGCACCACAAAUUGAAGUAGAUAGACUGAGAUUUGAUCGACGACAUAAUAUGAGUGGUCUUCUUAGACGUUGUUUUCAAUGCAGAUCAAGAGGAGAUUUAGGUAGCUGCAAGGAUCCAUACAGUUUCAAUGCCACAGAUGCAGAAAACGAACCAGGUAUAUCAGUGAUACCUUGUGCGUCAGGAUGGUGCGGAAAAGUGAUCGAAGGCGGAGGAGCCUAUGCGGUUGAUGAUUACGAUAAGGCACAUCAAAGAAUGUGUGUUCAACGUGGUCCUGACGAUAGUGAAGAUCGUUGUGCUUAUACAGUUUACAAUUACAAAAAAGUCUAUAUGUGCUUCUGCCAAGGAGAUCUUUGCAAUUCAUCGAACAGAAUCUCAUCUACCAAAACGCUUGGACUAGUGUUUAUAACAACAUUAUUUGGCUGCUAUCUAAUAAAAACAUUAUUCUCCUCUUAAUAUUUUUAUAUAUAUUUUUUAUUUUUUUUUUAUAUUUUACAUUAUAUAUGUAAGUAACUUAAUUUUUAAUAAAUGCAUAAAUAUGAUAAAUUUUCGACUUGCAUAAAG